UUCCCAGGGGUGCAACACUGAAGGUGCUGUAGUUUCACUUGCAAGAUUUGACCUCUGCAGAUAUCCAUUGUGAUUGCUCCGCAUGCUGCCAUGCAGAGCCAUCGCAGCUCCACACACAAUGCUGCCCAGCAGACUCGAGCGGUGGCCAAUAACUUUGAGCCCCUAGGACGCCACAGGCAGCUUGACUCAAAGGACAGCCAAGACUCUGAGGAUCCUGGAGAAUACUGUUAUGGUGGAUACCAUCCUGUUCAGAUAGGCGACACCUUCAACAAACGAUACCAGGUGCUUUCUAAGCUCGGGUGGGGCUAUUACUCCACUGUGUGGCUGUGUCUGGACCUCAGGCUCGGACGGCGCGUUGCUGUGAAGGUGCUGAAGAGCGGCGACGGCUUCACCCAGGCCGGACAGGACGAACUUGCUCUCCUACGCUGUGCUAGCGUUCCUACGAGCAGGCAUCCAUCCAGUCAAAGAAUCGUUCAGCUGCUGGAUGAGUUCAAGCUGUCGGGGGUCAACGGGGUUCACAUGUGCCUGGUGCUGGAGCUGCUGGGGUCCGAUCUAAGAAGCUGGCAGCUGUGUUUUGGGAGUCCUGGACUGAUGCAGCCUUUAGUUAAACAAAUACUCACUCAGGUUCUUCAGGGUGUGGACUACCUCCACACGCAGUGUAAAAUUAUUCACACAGACGUCAAGCCCGAGAACAUUCUGCUGUGUCUGGAGGAACAGUCCUACAAAGUGCCAGCAGGAGACAGCAGUUCCUCUUCUGUAGUGACUAGGAAAGAGGCCAACUCAACAGAGAAAAGGCAUUUGGAGCCAUGUAGUGUUAAGGAAAUUAGAGUGAAGAUUGCUGAUCUUGGCAGCUCCUGCUGGGUGUACAAACAUUUCUGUGAGGAGAUUCAGACCCGUCAGUAUCGCUCACUCGAGGUUUUACUGGGAUCUGAGUACGGCCCUCCUGCUGACAUCUGGAGUGUUGCUUGCAUGGCCUUUGAAUUGGUCACUGGAGACCCCUUGUUUGAACCCAAAGCCAGCAAGUCCAUUUCCAUGGGGGAAGACCAUAUAGCUCAGAUCAUAGAGCUGCUUGGUAAAAUCCCACCAGCUAUUUUAUUGUCUGGUAAAUACUCUACAGAGUACUUCAACCGCAGAGGGGACCUGCAUCGCUUUGGCCCGCUGAGGCUCUGGAGCCUUUUCGACGUUCUACUGGAGAAAUACCACUUCCUGUUGGAGGAGGCAACCGGAUUCUCAGACUUCCUUCUUCGCAUGUUGGAGUACAAUCCGGAGAGAAGGGCCACCGCGGCACAGUGCCUCCUCCACCCUUGGCUGACCUGCUGAUAGCCUCGCAGCGGACGCCACAUGCCAUCUGACGUCCUGGCGGACCAGACGCUGUUUUAGGUCUGCAUAGGCUUACUAGAGGAAUCCAAAGAGCUAAUGCCUUUCAUUUGUGGAUUCCUUUAGAAUGUGGAGUAGGAUGCUCUUCCCCAUAGGAGCCCCAUUAUGCACUUUAAGCGGCUAAUGUGUUAUAUAUAUAUAUAUACAUAUAUUUUUAUUUCUCUGGUGACUAUAAGUCUGAGUGACAGAUAAUUGAGUCCCAUAAGUAUCCCCAGAGUGAUUCUCCAUCGUUUCCCACUAGACUGACAGGCCUGACCAUGCUUGACACUGAGAACUUGUCAUUUUGAAGAACUAUUAUUCAGUGCAAGUAAAUGUGAGAAAUUAAAAUAAUUAUUUCUAAAAAGUAAGCAUUUCAUAAUCAUUCGUAUUGUAUGUGGUUCAGAAAUAAGUAUGGUAAUCUUUAGAAACCAGCAAGAGUACAAUAGGUAGAAAGACAAAGAAUUUAAAAAAAGGAAGAUUAUCCUAAAAUUGUCUUUCUUUCAGUUCACAGUGUAACAGGAAAUGGUUCAAAUGUAAAGCAACUUUAUCUACAGUGUCUACAGCUAGAGAAUUGGACACAUUUCAAACAUGGUUCAAAUCUCUAAACAGUAUACCCCUCAUACAACACUUGGGAUUGAUAUAAGGAAAAAAUCAUUUAAAAAACUCUUGAAUCAUGACCAUAUACGGAUUAGAAAACAUUUUUCUGAAACUGCUUUUAUCGAAAAUAUAUUGUCACUUUGUAUUUCAUACAGUACACAUCCCAACUGUUCCUCUGAAAAAGAUAUUACCUAAUCAGACAGACAGCUUCUACAGGGGGACAUUCUUAUUCUGAUUAUUCUAUUUAAAGGUGAAAGAAAAUCAAUAUUCUACGAAAGCAACGAAUCAAAUGACUAUGUGAAAUUUGAUAGUGUAGAACCUUUUUGACUCAUCAUUUCUUUUCCACCCAUUCAAACCACACACAACCUAAUGGUGCGACACGUGUAGUUUGGAAUUGGACAAAUAACCACACAUGAUUAGCAUUUAUUUUGAGUGCUGUGUCUAAUCGGGCAACAGUUAGCAAACAGGUUUGCCCCAUAAUCUUAAUAAAGGGCAUUUUAUUCACUGUUUUCAACCAGCUGUUCUGUCCCCAGAGUGACAAUAAAAUGAAACGAUGAAGGAAAAUGCCUUGGCCUUGUGGACUUGGACUGAAAAAACUAAACAAAGAAUAAGAGUAAAUAUACUUGACUUGAUGCAUAUGCUUACUAUAAGCAUAUAAUAUACUUGAUGAAGUAUACAUUGACUAUUUUGCUACUUUUUGUUUUGUCUUUUUUAGUCCCAUGAUAAAAUGCAUCAUCACAA
Gasterosteus aculeatus aculeatus (three-spined stickleback) is the source of this 2694-nucleotide messenger RNA. Its product is annotated as SRSF protein kinase 3. Gene Ontology annotation, cellular component: nucleus; cytoplasm. Gene Ontology annotation, biological process: spliceosomal complex assembly; peptidyl-serine phosphorylation; regulation of mRNA processing. Gene Ontology annotation, molecular function: ATP binding; protein serine/threonine kinase activity. NCBI's taxonomy places the organism in Eukaryota, Metazoa, Chordata, Actinopteri, Perciformes, Gasterosteidae. The record is from RefSeq and is a predicted model, not a curated record.